AAUUUUCUGCAGCAAUAUGGAAUAAAUAUCUUAUUCAUUCUUUACAAGACGUAUUAUACCUUAUUUAACUGUAAAUGAAACUGCACAAAAUUUAAAACUGAUUUUCGUCUGCUAUUGUUUUGAAACAGAUCAUCUUCUAAUAUUUAGAAAUUUUUUUGUGAUAUUCGUGUUUUGAUUGUUGUUAUCCCGGCACAAGCUAAGAAUCCGUUCAGGAGCAUACGCCGGAAAACAAACCUCAUUCCUUCCUAGAAAUUAAAAAGAAGAAAAUUAAGAGAAAAGGAAAAUACAAACGCAAAAAUCAAGAAUAGUCCACCAAUGUUUCUCGUCUAUAUUUCGUUUAAAAUGACUGAAAUCCAUUGAUAGUUAUCUUUUUAUUUAUAUUUGGCUCAUAAAAUCGCAACAACAUUCAUAUAUUUAGAAAAAGAAAUUGUAAGUUAAAAACAUGAAAAUUAAUUCAUGUAUUAAAAUUCUUGGUGAUAAAAUAGUGUUGGUGCCAUACAAGAAAAUGCAUGUAGAAAAAUAUCAUGUUUGGAUGCAAAGUCCAGAGCUUUUGGAACUAACAGCUUCAGAACCAUUGACUUUGGAGCAAGAAUAUGAAAUGCAACAAUCUUGGUUUGAAGAUGAAGAUAAGUGCACUUUCAUAGUUUUAGACAAGAAAAUAUUAGAAGACACCUGCAAUGAAAUAGAAGCCAUGAUUGGAGAUGUGAAUAUGUAUCUUAAUGACCCAGAUGAUAUUCACGGAGCUGAAAUUGAAGUUAUGAUAGCAGAUCCUUCUCAUCGCUCCAAAGGCAAAGGAAAAGAAGCAUUAUUGUUUAUGUUAAGAUAUGGAUUGGAAGUUUUAUCAAUUACUAAAUUUAUUGCAAAGAUAAAGAUGAAAAAUGAUGCAAGUUUGAAAUUAUUUAGCAGCAUUGGAUUUGUUGAAGUUAACAAAAGUGAAGUAUUCCAAGAAAUCGAAAUGGUGUGCCAAUGUAGUGAGAAAUGGAGAGAGGAAUUAGUAUCUAAUACUGAAAUCAAGCAAGAGGCUCUGCACGAAAAGUUGUUACUCUGUUUCUAGCUUGUGGUGGACACAAUGUAUUGACCAUGUAUGAGGACCAUUUCAUGGGAUGGUUGUUGGUGUAUCAUUUCAGCUGGUUGCCUUCAACUAUGCUACUAAUUUAUUCAGGACCAAAUGAAAAGAAUUUUCUUAGAUUUCGCAUCAGAUUUCGCAUUGCUCAGUCCCUAGAGGUGAAUCGAAAAGUAUAAAUUUUGUUUAGCACCAGGACUGGGAAUGUCCAUGGCCCAUCCCUUGUUUGGGCCUGUUUUAACACUUUCAGCGCGAGGGACGAGAUAACUCGUCUUCCAGGAAUAUUCGCUAUGCACCAGGGAUGAGAUAACUCGUCCUCUGCUCAAGGUUUUUCUGUAUUAUUGCAUUGUCUUAUAUAUUAUAUAUAAGAAAGAAUUAUAUUGUUACAAAAUUUUUCUUCUACAACAAAUACCGCUAAUCAAUUGUAAUUACUCAGCGCAUUUAAUUGCUAUAGUUCAGCAGUUUGUUUGCUGUCUCAUCCUCUAAUUUAUCUUAUUUGUCGGCGACUCCGAAUCCUCUCUCACACACACAGCUUUUGACGAUCCACACUACAUCUUCCCAGAUUCAGAUUGCCUGUCUUUUAUAGUUCCGGGAGGCGGGGCUGGAAUCUUCAGACCAAUCAGGGCGCACCUGGCUGUAUCUCGGAUCUUAGUGGAUGGAUCGUGAAAGUUCUCGAACUUUCCAGUAGUAACCAUUUAGUCGCCAAAUUCGUCGCCAAGCUCUCAGGUCAUUUACGGCAGCUGCUCAGCACAGAUCUUACAACGGUCUUUCUCACGAUGACACUAUUCAUGCCGGGUAGCAAAGUUACAGAUUUGUAACAAUAUAUAUAAUUAUUAUAUAUAAGCGCAGAUGGUGGGACAAAGGCGCGCUAUUGCCGCGACUAAAGUGUUAAGCACUGCUGUUAAGACCAAAUCGUCUUCAGUACGAUAUGACUCCUUUUAUUUUUUUAUGCUCUACACAUUAUAUGCUCAUUAGCACACCAAGCACUUUUUGUACCGAAAAAAUAAUUUCAACUGAAAAAUUUUCUUUCAAAAAAAUAUUGCAAAAAAAAUUAUAAUAAAUAAGUAAAAAAUAAUAAUAAUGAAAUAAAAAAGCAGAAGUGAACUGUCACUUUGACGAUUUGAAGAAACAAUAAAUUCUGCAAUAUAAGUAAAACCACAGGAAAAUGUCUUUCCAAGACUUUAUUGCCUUAAAUUGCACUAAAGAGGAACUUGCACUAGAGAGGAAGAAUUACCAUUCUUCCCUCCAGCUUAAAAAUUACAGAUUUUAGGCAAGGUCAUGAAAAUCACACGUAUUCGGAUUUUUAUUUUCAGUACUACUCAGGAGUAUUUUGUGCUUCAAAAAAUAGUAUAACUGGUAGACAUUUAAGAAAUUUUGUGUUCAGCCAACUGAUUCUAAAAUUUAAGAUACAAUUUUAAGAACGAUAUUUUGUCAAAAUUUCAUUUCACUAAAUUGUUUUCCUUUUUUGUUAUAAUGUUUUCAUUCAUGCAAAUAUACAAAUAAAUUGAUGGUUCUACACUGCUUGACAACUGCUAAGGAACAAGUGAUUUAUGCAAAAUCACGUCUCAGACAGCUGGCCAAUAAAAGUAAAUUCAAGUUGAGAGGGCGUGGUAGAUCAGGACUCGUUAUCUGUAUAAAAGAUAUUGCAUACAAGCUCAUGAUUCCUACAAAAAUUCAUGCUGUUUUAUGUUUGACCCAAGUAGUGCAGGAUGAUAUAAAAGUUUUUUCCCUGAAAUUCUGUUUGGUUCUUGCAAUAAUUAAGAGCAAAAUGUAAGACAUCAUUUGAAUGCUCACAAUCGUGGACGACUGAAAGCAGGUCAAAGUGUCACCAAUGUAGCUGCUGCAAUGGAUGUAUCAAAUAGCGUCAUCUCGCGAUUAAAGAAGACCGCUGAAGGUGGAAAUGCUCUGCAAAAGUAUGUCGGGGGUUGUGGUAGGAACACCACACCUUUAGAAGAUCGCUAUGUAAAGGAACGCAAAAAGGAACAGAAAUUUAACUCUUUCCCAGAUAGCUGCAAACCUUGCAACCGCUACUGGUACGCAUGUUUUUGCAAGAACAAUCUCACGGUGAUUAAAUCAAGUUGGUUUGUAUGCACGGAAGCCUGUUCGUUGCAUUCCACUUCAACCACGCCAUCGUCGUGAGAGAUUACACUUUUGUAAGGAACAUGUUGGUUGGGAUUUCCAAAAUUUGUCUAGAGUGAUGAUCUCAGACGAAUCUUGUUUCAGUGUGACAAGAGAUUCUGGCCACCAAUUACUGUGGAGAAAGCGUGGAACACGUUAUGUACAACAGUUUGUUAGUGAACGUGAUCGGUACGGCCCAGGCGUGAUGGUGUGGGCAGGCAUCAUGCACAAUGGCAGAACACCGCUUCGCAUCUUUGAGCGUGGAAGCGUUACAUCGCAACGGUAUUGUAGAGAGGUUAUUCUGGAUCAUGUUCGUCUUUUUAGGGGUGCUGUAGGUCCAGACUUUUUGUUUAUGGACGAUAAUGCUCGCCAUACAAAAGCGUUGAGGUAUCGGACACACUGCAAAGAGAAAAUAUUGUCCGUAUGCAAUGGUCUGCUUACUCUCCCGACCUAAAUCCCAUUGAAUAUGCUUGGGAUGCUCUUGGCAAAUGUGUUUCACAAAGAACCAUCCCUCCCCGAAUAGUGCAAGAGCUCAAAAUCGCCUUGAGAGAGGAGUGGGACAAUAUCCCCCAAGAACUCAUCGAUAGUUUAGUGGACAGCAUGGAGAACAGAUGCAAAAUGUGCAUUGGUGUCCGUGGCCAUCACACAUCUUACUAAGGUACUCAUGUCUGCAUCAUUCUGACCUGAAGAUCAAUUUUUGUGGAGCUGUUUGGAAAUCAUCCAAGGAGCAUUUUUUUAUUUUUAAGUUUUUAAUUCUUCGAUGUGUCGAUAUCUGCAGCAUUUUGCACUAUAAUAAAUGCACAUCCUCCCUACUAAAUAUGUACUUAAGUUCCAUUUCUUCAAUCAUUGUCUAUACUUAAUUAUUCCGAAAAACAUAACUGUUCCUUAGCAAUUAUCAAGCAGUGUAGUUCAAAAUUUGAUAUGGGAUAUACUUUAAAUGCUAAAUUUUUUUUUUAUCAAAUUUUAACGAUUUAGCUCUUUGAUUUUUGAAGUUAUCGCAUUUACUUGUAUUGGGACCCCCCCCCCCCUUCAAAAAAUUGCUAUCAAAUUUUGAAAGAAAUGCAUUUUUCACAAUCUGCAUUUAUUAUUAAGAAAUUCGAAUUCCAAGAGCUUUUGAGUUAUGUUUACAGACGGACAUAAUUCCAAAAAUGUUUUUCAGAUGUUUAUAUCAUGAAGAU
Argiope bruennichi is the source of this 4359-nucleotide messenger RNA. RefSeq names its product N-acetyltransferase 9-like protein. The record is from RefSeq and is a predicted model, not a curated record. The coding region runs from base 443 to 1054 and encodes 203 amino acids. The transcript has 8 exons. Lineage: Eukaryota; Metazoa; Arthropoda; Arachnida; Araneae; Araneidae. Gene Ontology annotation, molecular function: N-acetyltransferase activity. Gene Ontology annotation, biological process: protein acetylation.